Molecule: messenger RNA, 1050 nt
Organism: Homarus americanus (American lobster)
Lineage: Eukaryota; Metazoa; Arthropoda; Malacostraca; Decapoda; Nephropidae
Product: collagen alpha-1(I) chain-like
Exons: 4
Coding region: 1-1050 (349 amino acids)
Source: RefSeq, a predicted model, not a curated record
AUGCAGGGUGACAAUGAAUGUGAAAAUGCUGGUGGGAAUUGUGUGAGCAAAGAGGAAUGUGAAGUUAACCAUCUGCAGGAGGCUGCCAGGAGGAAAAUGAAGUCUGCUGCAGUACUCCUUCAAGAAGUAGAACUUUCUUGUGAUUUACUUGCAGGCAAGCCUAGUGGUUGUGGUGGUGACGGUCCAGCAGGUCCAUCUGGUUCUCCAGGUAAAAGUGGUCGUCCAGGUAAACCUGGUCCUGCAGGCCAACCUGGUCAUGACGGAACUCCUGGCCUUCCCGGUUCUCCUGGCCCUACUGGUAAUCGUGGCCCUGCCGGUUUACCUGGCCCAGAUGGUGCUCCUUGCGUUGCAGGACCUGCUGGUCCUGUAGGUCCUGCAGGCCCUCCAGGUCCUGCAGGUCCCACUGGUUCCCCAGGUUCUAAAGGUGUUCCUGGAGAUAAAGGCCCUGCAGGCGGGGUAGGUGGUAAAGGAGCUGUAGGUGAUAAAGGUAUACCAGGGGAUACAGGUCCUGCAGGUCGGAUAGGUCCUACAGGCCCUGCAGGUCCUAAAGGUACUGCAGGUCCUGCAGGUCUUCCACGUUCUAAAGGUAUGCAAGGAGAAACAGGACCUGUAGGUCCUGCAGGUGCUAAAGGUAUGACAGGUAAUACAGGUCCAACAAGCCCUACAGGCCCUAAAGGUCCUGUUCGUAAUAAAUGCAUGACGGGAGAUAAGGGCAUGAAAGGGGAUAAUGGUGGUAAAGGCAUGCAAGGGGAUAAAGAUGAUAAAGGUGGUGUAGGUGAUAAAGGUGGCGUAGGUGACAAAGGUGGUGUAGGUGAUAAAGUUGGCGUAGGUGGUAAAGGUGGUGUAGGUGGCAAAGGUGGUGUAGGUGAUAAAAGUGGCGGUGAUGAUGGUGAUAAAGGUGGUGUAGGGAAUAAAGGUGGUGUAGGUGAUAAAGGUGGCGAUGCAGUGAAGGGUGUACCACUUGCCAAGAAAGUUGACCUACUGCUGCUAGGAAUAGACCAAUUCUAUGAAAAGUUGUCUCAACAGGAGCAUGUUGAAGCGGGCUCAUGA